This is a messenger RNA of Chlorocebus sabaeus (green monkey), 10964 nucleotides long. It is a transcript of the gene ZNF385D, whose product is annotated as zinc finger protein 385D. NCBI's taxonomy places the organism in Eukaryota, Metazoa, Chordata, Mammalia, Primates, Cercopithecidae. Gene Ontology annotation, molecular function: zinc ion binding; nucleic acid binding. The record is from RefSeq and is a predicted model, not a curated record. Gene Ontology annotation, cellular component: nucleus.
AUUUUUUCCAUGCUGUGCAUUUAAGUAUUAAUCAGCACAGCUUUCAGGGAUGUCUUUCUAAUAUCCUUUUCUAUGUAAGAUAAGGACUGCAAUUCAUUAUACCAUUGGAGGAGCCAGAGGCUUUGCUAAGUUUUGCCUUUCUUGACUGUUCAUCUCAAAUUUAAUGGGAGUGUGUGUGUGUGUAGCUAUAUUAAAUUGGUGACUGGACUUUAAUUAUGACACAAUGUUGGUUGCCUUUCAGGCUAAUCAUCUCUCCCUUUCAGGAGGUCAAAGAUCAUUUCAGCCUCAGUGUGCUUUAUAACUACCUACUAAGGGAGGCAGCAAAUCCCGGGCAACUGAGAUGUGACUUUUAUCACCAGUUAUUUUUCUUUACAUCUUUCUAUCAACAUAGCUCAGGGAGCACUCAAGAAAUAAAAAAUUACUCUUCACCAAGUACUAGCUUUCUGGGAUCUGAUCACUUCUAAGUGUAAACCUCUAUUACCCUAGCAAUGGUCCCUGGCGUUCCUUUUAUUCCUCUUAUAUAUAAACCUCACAAAAAAUAACAACAAACCCUCAAGCCCACAGCAAAGAGAACGCAAGCACGGCACCAUCCCUCUUCAUACUGCCGUUUUUCACUUGGUAGAGGAGGUUAAAUUUUGGAGAGAAUGGUGGCAUUCAUAGGAGGGGCGGGGUAAAAGUGUUGUCUAAUUUACACGUUAAUGGCAGAACUCGCCUUAACCACGUCCCUCCUGCACAGUGGUGAAAUCCUCCUGUGUGCUCCUGUGUGGAUCCCGAGACCCUUCUCGCUUUAAGAGAGCCUCCCGCGCCCCUCACUCCGCCCCUUCCCAAGUCUCUGGGCUCGUCAAAGCUUCCAGAGAGCCAUGGUUGGUCCAGGCAGGCAAUCGGAGCACCUCAUGGAGCGGCUGCUAACCCAGGGUGGGGUGGGGUGGGGUGGAGGGGUCUGUUUGUAGUACUCUCAGUCCUGAUGUCACAGGCGCGGCAAGGACAUCGCAAGGAGGAGUCGGAUUACAGUAAGGAUGGGCAGUGCAGCAGGCAGCCCCAGCGCACUCUCCAGCCGCCGGGGAUCUUAGCCCUGGAAAGGCAGGCUGCAAGGCGCUCAUCCCGCGGAGGAGGCACGCUCUCGGCGCUCACUGCUCUCCACGCCGGGGACAUUUCCACCGAAUGUAGCAUGAAACGGCUCUGCUCUGCGUGCCAGCCUUGGGUGAGAGCUGAUGCUGAAGACAACGCGGUGGGAUUCCAGCUGUCUGAUUAAUGAGAAACAUAAUGUAUUUUGGUGGUACAUGCCAGAGUCCUGCUCUCCCGGCCCUUGUCCGUCCACCAGCCCCUCCUCUGCAACCAUCGCUGGAUAUUAAACCAUUUCUUCCUUUUCCUCUUGACACUGCAGCUGCAGUCAACCUGUUCCCCAAUUUCAAUGCGAUGGACCCGAUUCAGAAAGCUGUAAUAAACCAUACAUUCGGGGUUCCUCUUCCCCAUCGAAGAAAGCAAAUCAUAUCAUGCAACAUUUGCCAGUUGAGAUUUAAUUCUGAUAGCCAGGCUGCGGCCCACUACAAAGGCACGAAACAUGCCAAGAAGCUCAAAGCACUGGAAGCCAUGAAAAAUAAGCAGAAAUCUGUAACUGCCAAGGACAGCGCAAAGACUACCUUCACCUCCAUCACUACCAAUACCAUCAAUACCAGCUCUGACAAAACAGAUGGUACUGCAGGGACACCAGCAAUAUCAACGACGACAACUGUGGAAAUCCGCAAAAGCAGUGUUAUGACAACUGAGAUCACCUCUAAAGUGGAAAAAAGCCCAACAACAGCCACUGGCAAUAGCUCAUGUCCUUCUACUGAGACCGAGGAAGAAAAGGCAAAACGGCUUCUUUACUGUUCGCUAUGCAAGGUUGCUGUCAACUCCACCUCGCAGCUGGAGGCGCACAACAGUGGUACUAAGCACAAAACCAUGCUGGAAGCCCGGAAUGGAAGUGGCACUAUCAAAGCCUUUCCUAGGGCAGGAGUGAAAGGCAAAGGACCUGUUAAUAAAGGAAAUACAGGCCUCCAAAAUAAAACAUUUCACUGUGAAAUCUGUGAUGUGCACGUCAACUCGGAAACACAACUUAAACAGCACAUUAGCAGUAGAAGGCACAAAGACAGAGCUGCUGGGAAGCCCCCGAAACCUAAAUACAGUCCUUACAACAAACUACAGAAGACAGCACAUCCACUGGGGGUAAAAUUAGUAUUUUCAAAAGAACCUUCAAAGCCAUUGGCGCCACGAAUUCUACCAAAUCCUCUAGCAGCUGCAGCAGCUGCAGCAGCAGUGGCAGUGAGUUCCCCCUUCAGUCUUCGAACUGCUCCAGCAGCAACACUGUUCCAGACUUCUGCGCUUCCUCCAGCACUCCUGCGGCCAGCUCCUGGACCCAUUCGGACCGCCCACACUCCUGUGCUGUUUGCUCCUUACUAAAUUCCAAAUAGGAGUAAUUGUACUGCAAUAAUUUUUCAAAAAACAAAAAACAAAACAAACAAAGAGAACUAUGCAGUGUUUAUUUAUAGUUUAAAGUAUAUCUGAAGAGCCAGGACUUUUGAUAGUGAAUUGAAAAGGUUAUAAAAAAGGGGGGGAGGUAUGGGGGUGGGAGGGAGGGAGUGGUAUUUUCUCCAAAUUAAAGCAUUCCUCUUGAAUGUUGAUUGUUUUAGAAGUGAUCUCCAGCAUUGAUUGUAGUGGUAUCUAGAACUUCUGAAGCCUCUGUGACUGUGCUUUUGGGCACGUAUUUCCCUCUGCAUUGUCUUUCCUGCUUUAUGAAACAACUAUACAUUGUCUAAGGGCAUUAACUGGUUCCAAUGUAUAUAAAAUAAUUUACUCUGUAGAUUAAAUCAUACAAAAAAGGAAAAAAAACAAAAACAAAAGCAACACUGUGAAUAGUACUACCCGUGCUGGUCCUCUUGCUAUGACAGCAAUUACUGGGUAUUUAUCCCAACAAAAGUAGAUACAGUAGAUGUCUUGUAAAACAAUAGUGCUGUGUCUCAAUCUACUCAAUCCACUAGAUUUUAAAGAAUUGCAAAGGUAGAAUGAACAACUAUUUCAUAUCAAUAAGCAGUCAAAAAAUAAACAUAUACCAGAUGGUGUCAUGGAGGUCUCCCUGGUCAGCAUUCUCCCCUCCUGUAUGGCUUGAAGAUAUAGCAGAGCUAAGCUUAGAGAUGGGAGAGGUAUUAAUAAAGGUGAUUUCUUACAAAGUGCUAACUUCCCACCCUGAAGAUAUAUUGCUGGAAACAGGGAAGUGUUUAUAAUGAACCUCUGUCUGAAAAUAGAUAAACCCAUGCAUCAUGGGUGUUAAGAAAGAAAUCAGUACAACUCUUCUGUUUCAAGGAUGAAGGAUCAUAACCUAGAAUGAUAAUGCAAAGUAAAGAUCUUUAAUUUAGUACAUAUCCAAUAAAAACAGAGAAUAUUACAUCUCUGCAAUAUCCCCUUUAUAUCAUACCAGUAGGGUUGUUUCUUAGGCAAAGGUUUCUGCUUUAAGUAUGAUGGUAGAAUUAAGCAUUAGCUAUUUUUAUGGGUUUUUCUUGUUUUUUAGAUUUCCUGCUGACAUGAUAUAAACAAUUAAUAUAUAUUUAAUGUUAUUAACAACAGGAAAUAUGAAUCUGAGUUAAUUGCACACCAAUGACAUAGUGUUAAAAAAUACUGGUAAGUUCCACUCGACAAUUAUUUCUGCAGUGGAGUUGUGAAAUACUAACAGCCUUUGAUAUUCACCAUCAGGCUGAAAGAAGUUGAUGUUUUACCUUUAAAACAAGAUUUAUCAGGGGUAUAUAUAAAUAUAUGUAUAUUGUAUAUAUGUUAGAAAGAGUAAGAGAAUAACUUAUAAAAAGAAAAAAUCUAUAUGACAUAAUUAUAUAACCAUCCAGUGUUACAUGUUAUCAUUAAAUUGGUAACAAAUGGCAUAAAAAUAGCUGUGCCUUUAAUUUGUGAUAAAGGCUAUUUGCUUUUUCCCAUAGAAAGCUAACAUAUACCUAUCAGUAUGGUGGGGUUUGAUGCAGCCAGUCUGUUGCAUUAAUAAGAAAAAUGACAUUCAAACUUAGAAUUAUGACAAAACAUACAUGAUUUAGGUUUAGAGAAAAAACUAUUUUUGAAAAGGUUUUGUAAAGACUAUUUAAAAAUAUAGGGAAGGAUUGGGUGUGGCCUUCCUGAAACUGCUCUUAAAGUGUUGUAACCCUUGGAAAAGUAUAAAGAAUCAAGAGGAAACCAUUUGAGAGAUAGGUAUUUAGCAUUUAUCAUUUUGUAUUUAAGAAACACCCAUAGCGUGCUUGGUGCUCAACAUUAUACAUGGUUUUUGGAGUUCUUCUCCACCAUCUAGCUAUAGAAAUUUGUCAUAUAAAUGAAUCUUUAAAUCAGUUGGCUUUAUAUAUCUUUUGUUAAACAACCAACCAAAACAAAAACAAAAACAAAAAAAAGGAAGGAAGGAAGGGAGGAAGGAAGGGAGGAAGGGAGGGAGGGAGGAAGAAAGGAAGGAAGGAAGGAAGGAAGGAAGGAAGGAAGGAAGAUAAUGUGUUCCAUCAGUAUUCUGGUAGAAAGAAUUUCAAACCAUGCUUCUCUGGUUAAAUAUAUUGAUUAGCAUUAACAUUUGCUUUUGAAAGUAUCUGGUGAUUUUGCAUUUACCAGCAUCUCAAUUCUCUGGUUUUAGCAAGUGUUUCCUUUUUCACCUACAGAGACCCUAUUAGUUCAGCCAGGUGGAUAGUUGCCCAUAAGUUUGUUGUUUGGGGCUCUGUGUGUAUCCCAUGUGACCAGCUUCUAACCAUUUGGAACUUUAGUUUCGCUUUUCUGCUAUGUCAAAUAUUUUGAUUUUCCAUAGUCAUCCUGAAUCCCUAUCCAACAACCUUUACAACUGAUACAGCCUCACUUUCUGUUAGAGAACUUAGUGUUAAUUAAUGCAAUCUCCCUGAAAUGUGCUUUUGCUGUUCUUCCCCAUUUUCACCAAAGUGAAUGAGCCAGUCCACCAGAAAUCAGGGCCUGUGGGAUAUACAGGGUCCUGGGUCACAAGGCAUUACUGUCUUUAAUGAUUUGCUGGGAACAAACAAAUCAGCCAUAUUUUCUCCAUCAGCCAUAUGAGAAAACUCAGAAAUACCUGGAUCCCUUCUGCCUCACUUUGCUAUGGAACCAUUUUUAUUUAAAUGGUCUUUUAAAUUGGAGUUGUAAGCAUCAGUUGUCUUUUAUUCACUACCUAAUAAAGGAUGAAGCCUAACCACAGAACUUAUAGUGGAUUCUCUGUGAGUUGUUUCCCCCGCACUCCGUAUAUUUAUCAAUACCAGAUUAACAUCCAUUAUAGUUCAGGCUGCCAUAAAGCUGUAUCUUUUCCCUUAGGGAACUUUUUUCAUGAAUAAAGAUCCACAAUUUAGAUCGGUCAGCAGUGUGCUGUGAAAAUCCCUGAGGGUGGUCUGACUUUAUGGUUAUACAUCCCUUCCCAUGCAUCACACCAUGGCAAGGAAAGUGAUAGAGAAAGCAGCUCUGAUUCAUUUGAAACAAAUAUAAAUGCAUUGCAGAAGCCAAAUGCCUCUGGAAAAAGCAUUGUUGCACCUCCACCAGAUCAUCCAGAGAAAUGGGAAACAGUCAUUGGGGAGGUACUGUAUUUCUCUUAUGAGAAAACAGGCGAUUACACAUGAUAAACUGCUCCUCUCACUGCACCUAAACUUUGAAGAGUACUUGUUUUAUUCACACAAGCAAACAUGCUUGACUUUUGGCAAUUUAUAUCACCCCUGACUCAUUUGAAAGGAUUUCUGUCUUUAGGUACUAUUGGACUUCUGAUCUAUUGCAGUGAUUCACUGCCAUUAUCAUCAGAGAUGAAAUUUUGUUUUUCUAAAGGUGCUACAUAUUUUGUUGCCAAGAAACUAGUUAGCAAAGGAAUAUUUGUAUGUAUUUGAAAAUUAUAAGAGCAAGAAAUAAUAAAAGACUAAAAAUUAAAAGACAGCAGAAGUUUCAAAAUAGAAUCAAAGUGGCUCUGCCUAUUUGAGUUUCUAAGACACAAACCAACACAUAGUAGACAUGAUCAUUAACUAUCACUUAUUACAAUUAAAUUUUAAAUUAAGAUCUUUGUCUUUGUACCAGUGUAAUGUUUCAAUUGUUCAGAAGAAAUCAGAUCACAAAGCUAAAAGAUAACUGAAGUGGUAUAUAGGCCUCUUUCUUUAGAUCUGAAUUGAUGUGGAAAAUUACCUUUCUAUACGUAAGCAUGGAUAACAUUGUAUUAAUAACUUUGUGCACGCAAAAGCAGCAUGAAGUGGUAGGGAAAGCAAUGAGGAGCCUUAGAGUAGCCAGGGCCUAUUGUAGACUUUGUCCCUGACUGACAGUCAACUAAUGCCUUGCCCUUAAUUUCUUCAUCAGUAAAAUGGAUGACGGCGAUUAACAGCUAAGCUGGUUUAAUAUAUCAGCACUAGAGGGGCACUGCUUUUAUCCUCUAAGGAAUUAAAAUUAUUUAUUCGAGUGAUCAAUACAGCUACUCACAAACUUGCAUGUGUCCAGAAAAAUAUUCCGUAUUCCUUUCCAUCCUGAGUGUAAACCACAUUGUAGGUCAUUCAUAUGCUCAACCAGAAUGUACAUUUCACCAACUAAUACUGGAGUAGUUGCUAAUUCACUUAGUACUCACUUAUUAUGACUGCACUUAUGCUAACAUCAUGUAAAAUAUGCUACUUCUAUUUUCCCAGACAAGAAUGUGAUAAAUUCUGAACAAAACCAACCCUGAAAAAGUCAAUAGCCAGCUGGCAGUGGGGGUGUGGAAAGGAACAACAAUUUAAAUGCAUCAUCCUUAUUUCUUUUGUUGCACUUUCUCUCAAUAGGAAGAGGUCCUAACUGCUUAGUCCAAGCAGUCUUAGACUAACUCUGUCCUGAGUUUGCAUAUAUUUUAACUAAUGGUCACCUUAUUAAGACCAUUUCUUCCACAGACAAGUAUAUCAGUUAUGCACUCUUAUCAUUGUUACAGGAAUUAUUUAAACUGAGUCCUAACAGUGAAAGUUUUACCUGACUUUUGCUGAUUUUUUUCUUUUCUACACGGGGAGAUUUAUCUCUGGAACAUCUCUUGUGUUUUUGUACGAUAUGCUUCAGUAACAAGAGAGGCUACUAUCAGGAGGUGAAAUGGAUCAUUUUUGUGGUAGGUCUCCAUUGUCUACAUAGUGCUUUUGAGAGUGGUAUCAGGGUGUCCAGUGAAGGACGGAUAUGUUGACAUGUCAUGCUCAUGUGGCCUAAAGGUUGUUACUGCCAGGAAUGGACUUAGAGCUUACCAGAAUGUGAAUGGUGACAAAAGGCAAGUUCUACUCUGGAAAAAUAUCAUAUGUGUUAUUUUAUUAGAAGUUCAUGUGGGUCAUGAAUUGUCACAGAGUUUAAAGAAUUCUAUGGUUGGGUCAUCAAUGUUCAGAUGUCAAGGGACUGAACAUUACCUUCAAUUUGAGGGUCUUCGCUUUCCUCUUCUCAGUGAUGGAAACUCAUCCUUCCUAGGUGGCUAAAUUGACUGUAGAAACUGCUACAAUGUAUUUGUCAAAUGAAGUAAAAUCUGAUUAUUAAUAUGUAUGAUCAGGUAGAGUAUCUUAGAGUUUGGUUAAGUUAACUAAGACAGCAGAGAAUGGGGUCAUGUUUUUUCAGACUGGCAGGUUAUCUCUAAAGGCAAUUUUUAAAGAGUAGGGCUAAAAUGAUUGUGAGCAAAGAAGUAUAAUUAAAAAUGAGUAAUAGUACAGUGACAAGUUCUAAGGUUAAUGCUUAUACACACACACACACAGAGAAUUAUAAAAAUAUGAGUCUUAGUACCUGUCAUUCUUAUACAGUGUCACGGUAAAAUCAUUUUAUUUUCAAUGAUAAGGUUGGUUUUACUUUAAGAAAAGGAACUCCAAUUUCACACUUGGGAAUCUUAAUCAUUUUUGUGCAUUGGGGCUGGGAAGUAGAUAUAAUGUUAAGGUAUUACGCACUCUAGCAGGACUAUUAUGCUAACAGUUUGAGUUGGGUAAUACAAUUGUAUCAUUUCACAUCAGCUACUGACUUUGAGUAUAGAAUUUGAACCCUUAUACAAUCUUCCUCAAAUCCAGGUAGUGUGCCGGACGUGGUAUAACAAGACUACGGAAAAUUAGCAGAGAGCGCCUUAAUUGGAAACCCAGAUUGUGUUUUUGCCAGUAUAACAAAUAUUUUUAAAGUCUCUCAGUAAUAAGAUUGUCCAGCAUAAAUCUAUUGCGAAACAUUGAUGUCAGAGAGUUUUGAAGCUAUAGUGAAGUGUGUUACAUUUUGUUAACCAAAAUAGUGAUGUGGGUUUUAUUGGACGUUUGUCAACCCAACUUAACACAUAUUAUAUAAUUUCAGUGUAGGACCCUAGGGCUAGGGGCAACUAAUAUUGGAUAAAGACCCUUCGUGAGAUGCUUUAAGUCUCUUGUGAUGUUAUGCUAACAUUAGUAGAGAUGAAAAAGAAAGUAAGUUUGUGAGAUCCUGGAAAGUUUAACUUUUAUCAAACAGUCAAGAAAAAUUCCGUUUGAUGGCAUCUGGUUUUUAAACGGAUUAUAGAAAAAUGUGUGGAAGUACUGGAUAUUGGUGAAAAAGCCUUGUGGCCAAGGGAUCUGGGCACAAGACUGAGCAUCACAGAACAGUGAGCACAGUUGUUGGCUUCACUACCAAUCAUCUACAAGGAAACUGGGCCAAUUCACUUGACAUUUUGAUGAUUCUCUCUGAUAAAAAUAGGGAUAAUGACUGAUUACAGAAAUGUGCUUUUAAAAAAGCUGAAUUUAGUAAAAGCAAGUCAUUUGCUACUCAAAAUAGCUCCAAAAUCUAAGCCAUAUUUCUAUAAAUUCCAUAAAAUUGUUUUAAAAUGUGACUUAUAGUUACAGGGUUUAUAUUACUACAUAUUUAAGAUGGAACUGACCUAAUGCCAAAGCUGUAUCACUUGUAGCUAUAUUCGCUUUCUGUUUUGUCCUGAAAAAAGGUUGGAGUAUUUUUAAAAAUACAUUUUUUAAUCUGCACAUGGAGCUAUAUGUGAAGAACAUUGUUUCUUUGGGGAAUAUUUUUAGUCAUAGUUUCUUUCAUUUAUUUUAUCAGCCAAAAUCUUAUAUCAGUUUCAACUAAGGUCUCCUAACUUUAGUCAAUAAUUUCUUCUAAUAAUGUUUAAUUCACUGAAAUUUUACCACAAAUUUUAAAUUGACUCCUAAGAGUGGUCAUUUGGGGAAAAUUUAAUGUUAUCCAAUGUAUGAUGAAAUAUUCAGCUUUCACAAAAACUCGAUGUUUGGCUAUUUUAAAAUGGCUGUUCUUCACAAUCAAACUACAAACAGACACUAUCAAAUAAAUUGAGUGAUAAGUAUGUCUAUUUACUAACAUGAGCCAAUUUGAACUUUAGUUUUGAGAUCUAAAAAUAUCUUAAUCCACAUGCAUUUAGUGACUAUAAAUUGAAGGCAGUAUUCUUUUGACAACCAAGCUUCUUGAAAACUUGGCAUUAAUGUUUGCAAACAGGAGCACUAUUUUGAAAUUAAUAAUAGACUAUGGUUUGUUCUACAUGUUUGUCACCCUGCAAAAAAUUACUUAAAGGAAAAAUAUUCACGUGAUUUUUCUCCUCUUAUAUUCUUAUGGCUUAAAAAAUAUAACCAGGUUUUUAUCUAAUAUCAAUCUCUUGGCAAAGGAUCAUAUAAGGUUUUACCUGCUAACAAGAAUACUUCAUUUGAAAGAGCAUUACCACAAACAUUGGAGGGAGGUAGAGUUGACAUGGUGAAUUUGAUUCUACAAGAACUAACAAAGCCGGGGAGCAAAGCAUUGACUUAAUUAUAAUCGCUAGUCAUACUGAUGUGAGAUUCCGAAUCAUUGGUCAGCCACAGUGAUGCCACCUUGGCAUCAAAUUUGCCUGUUCCAUCUUUAUCAGUACAUCUGGAAGUCUGACUUGAGUACCAGAAACCAAAACGCUCACAAUGCUAAUUUAUGCCACCUUAAUGGCCCAUGUGUUCAGUAAAUAAAUUUGCUUUUUACAUCUUGUCAAAUCUUCCUGAACAAACCUUUCAUCAGAGGUUCUAUAUAUCCCCAGGUGGGCUUGGAAACUUGAGAUAGGAUUUUAUUGUGUUGUAUAUUAUGAUAGUUGAAUGAUGAUUCUAUAUGUUAUUGUUGUAUUUGUUUUCAUUAAAAACCCAAAGAACUACCCUUUGUAUACCAGUAAACUACUAUUUUUUUUCUUAAAAAAGUAAUAAUAAUAAUAAUUAAAGCAAUUCACAUAGUUUGUUUUAUGCCAGUCUUCUAUUUUAAGUCAUGUGAUAAUAUCUCCCCAAACAUCAAUUUCUCACCCUACAUGAUAUGUGAUAAAAUCCCCCAUAUGCCAAUAAUUCCCCCCACUGUAAAAUGAAGCUGCUUUCAAUAUUAUUGACUCAGAAAUGUAAAAUAUAGCACAGCUCAUCUUGUCUGUGGUCCUGUGCUAAGUUAAACUUGCAGCUGUGAACAAAUUAAUAUUUAUAUUUUUCAGGAAUUCUUUAAGAUGAACUUUUCAAUUUUAGUAAAACAAAGACACUAGUGAUAUUUUUAUGUGACGAAAGCUCUCUGGUUCCUUCAGCAGCUCUAGGAACAUCCUUAGCCGUUCUUUUAGCCUCUCUCUUUGACAAUAUCAAAAUCGUCCAGGUAAAUGUAACAUUUCCAGUGAUGUCAGGAUAUUGAUCUGUUUAUGUCCUUAUUCUUCACUUGGUUUGUGGAAUCAAAAUGAUUGCUUAUUUUCCUCUCUUCUGUAGAUAAUCCAUAGGCAAUGUAUUCAAUUUGGUAAACAUUUUUUUCAUCUUGGUUUAAGUUUGAAGGCUCUAAGAAAGAGUAAUAUUAUAGCGAAUUAUGUGUUCUAUAUGUUCUACUCCACUUGUUUGUAAUAUACUCCUGUUCUGAGAGUUAUCGUUAACCUAUAUAACACAACUGUUCCAAGUGCCAAGUAAGAAUUGUAGUGACUCACAGAACACAUGUCCCAUGACUAUUUAUCAAAAGUAAUGUGUUGAUUAAAGAAAAAAAAGUAAAAUAUUUUAUUUUCA